This is a messenger RNA of Nicotiana tabacum (common tobacco), 1785 nucleotides long. Lineage: Eukaryota; Viridiplantae; Streptophyta; Magnoliopsida; Solanales; Solanaceae. The record is from RefSeq and is a predicted model, not a curated record.
AUGGCGGUCGAGAAUGAAGAAAUUGACACAAGCAUAGCAGCUGCUGGCGUCAAAUUAACUGGACCUGAAAACUAUACAAUGUGGAGUAAUGCAAUGCGUGUUAGUUUACUAGGAAAAAGGCACACUAGGGAGACAUGUUAUAAACUAAAUAGAUAUCCUCCAGAUGUUAAGACCAAGAAGAAAGCUGGAUCAGAAAAUGCAGGUCAUUUUACUCAGGAAGUAACAGGUGCUACGACGAACAAUCAAACUUUCACAGCUAAUUUUGCAAGUACCUCACAAGUUCAACAAGGUGCAAUGCCUGGACAGGGGACUCAUAAUAUAAUUCAGCUAUUGGGAAAAGGAAGUGAGGGGAACAACUCAACUACAACUACAUCAUUACCAGCAGGUUGUGUAGUGACUCCAGAAGUGUUGGCUAAGUGGAUAGUGGAUUCAGGUGCCUCGAGUCAUAUGGUGCACAGUCUUAGCUUAUUAGUUAAUCCUAAGAGGCUGAAUAAUGGUAAGAAUGGUACAGUUCAACUUCCUACAGGAAAUGCUGCUUCCAUAAGUCACAUAGGAUCAACUUAUAUUGUUCAGGGCCAAACAAUUAGCAAUGUACUUCAUAUACCUGACUUCAAGUACAAUCUUUUAUCUGUCUCAAAGCUAACAAAGGAGAUGAGAUGGGCAGUGGUGUUCUUUCCUGAAUUCUGCAUUUUUUAUGAACUCUCCAGUGAACAGGUGAAGGGGAUUGGUAGAGAAGAAGAUGGUCUUUAUAUUUUCUAUUCUGCAGGGGUCAAUACAACUGACAUUCAAGCUAAUGUUUAUUCAGCUUCUGUGAAAGUUUUUCGAUCAGAUAAUGGCAGUGAAUUUCUCAACUCUCAAGUAACUGAGUUGCUGCAUACUAAAUGCAUAGUUCACCAAAGUUCUUGCAUAUAUACUCCACAACGGAAUGGAGUAGCUGAGAGGAGGCACAAGUAUAUUUCGGAAGUGGCUAGAUCACUGAGGUUUCAAGCUUUUGUACCUCUCAGAUUCUGGGGUGACUGUAUCACCACUGCUGUGUAUAUUAUAAAUAGGCUACCUUCAACAACCCUUCAAGGCAAGUCUCCUUUUGAAGCUUUAGUUGGUCAUGUUCCUCCUUUGGACCAUAUGAGAGUGUUUGGAUGUCUAGGCUAUAUAGCUGAUGUGAGAAGAUUAGACAAGUUUUCUCCUAGAGCUGUUCUAGUUGAAUUUCUAGGCUAUUCUAUGACACAAAAAGACUACAAAAUGUAUAAUCUUCACUCUAAAGGCUUUACUGUCAGUAGAGAUGUGGUUUUCAAAGAAGAUAUCUUCCUUUUCAAAUAUGCCUCUAGUACUAUCUCCUCUAUAUUCCCUGUGCUAGAUCUCAAUAAUCCUAUUCUUUUCUCUGAGAACAAGUUACCUCCAAAUCAUGUUGCACCUAAUGUUGCAUCACCAGAUGAUGCACCUCCUCACAAUCACUCAAAAAGUGACUCAUCUGCACUCCAUGAGGAUGUUGUAGAGCCGUCUGUUGAUUCUCUUGCUGAUUCAGUAGUCAUCUCUGUUGAGCAAAUAUCUUCUAUAUUGUCUACUGCUGAACCUCUUGCCAGUAGAAGAUCUAGCAAGGACAGUCGACCACCAGUUUGGUUGAAGGACUUUGUUACUCACAAUAAAGACAAGGCUCAUUAUUGCUACCCUAUUUUAGCAUGUGUUAUUUAUGAUCAUGUUUCUUCUUCCUUUGGCAAUGCCGUGAUAAUAUACUCUGCCAUCAUAGAACCUCAAACCUUUGCUGAAGUAGUCAAGGAUCCCAAGUAG